AAUAAAAAAAUUUCUGUGUAUUACCUCUGGAUAAUUAGAAAUAUUUUUUUCAAGAUAUUUUAACUUUCCAGAAAGUUCUUUUGAGUUUUUGUUUGCUAAUAUUUCUUGGUUGUGUGGUACUGUCUUGCUAGUUUAUGUUAAAGUGAGGAUGAAGAACUGGAAAAAGGAUACGCAAUGAUCAAGUUUCUACAUUAUACCAUAUUUUUCGUACUUGUGAACGAAGGCGUGUACGGUCAUACUUAAGUUGAAAAGGUAAUCAGCGUUAAAUAUUUUUCUAAAACAUCUACUAACCAAACAGAAGUAAAAUUUGGUGCAGAAUGCCGCCAGUUAAUGAUGCAAGGAUUGGAUAUAUUAGCGGAUGCUGUGGCACUUACUUUAGGCCCAAAGGGACGCAACGUGAUUUUGGAACAGUACAACAGGCCACCAAAAAUUACAAAGGAUGGUGUGACUGUUUCCGAGAGUAUAGACUUGAAGAACAGGUUCCAGAACAUUGGUGUUAAGUUACUUCAAGAAGUUGCAAAAAACACUAAUAAAAAGGCUGGCGAUGGGACUUCUACUGCCACUGUGUUAGCACGGAGUAUAGCCAAAGAAGGCCUCAACCGGUUUUCUCUUGGUUGCAACCCAAUUUUUUUGAAAAAAGGAGUGGAUAGAGCUGUAGAAGUAAUAGAAAAGAAGUUGGAGGAAAUUUCAAAACCUGUCUUGACUCAAGAUGAAAUAGCCCAAAUCGCUACUAUAUCAGCUAACGGUGAUAAAGAUAUUGGCCAACUAAUAGCAGAUGCAAUGUUCAAAGUUGGUCGACAUGGGGUGAUAAUGAUAAAUGCUGGAAGAAUGAUAAAGGAUAAAAUUGAAGUUACAAAAGGAAUGAAAUUUGACAAAGGCUAUAUCUCUCCUUAUUUUGUCAACACGAAAAAGAGUGCCAAAGUGGAAUACCGCAACCCUUAUAUCCUUUUUUGUGAACACAAGAUAUCAGAAGCAAAGCCUCUGGUUAAAGCUCUUGAAAUAGCAUUGUCAAGAAAAAAGCCCUUGGUCAUAAUUGCUGAAGAUAUUGAAGGGGACGCCCUCACAACAUUAGUCAUUAAUCGGAUCCGGAUCGGAUUGGAAGUGUGUGCAGUAAAGUCCCCAGGUUUUGGAGAAGUAAGAACAGAAAUUCUCAAAGAUAUGGCUAUACUUACAGGAGGAGAAGUAAUUGGAGAUGAAGCUGGAAUUUUUCUGGAUGAAGUAGCUGCGGAACACUUUGGUCAAGCUAGUGAGGUUAUUGUAACUAAAAGUGAAACAUUUAUUAUUAAGGGGAAAGGUUUGUUACCUGCCAUCAAUCAGCGCAUUGCUCACGUAGAUCUACUUAUUUCUCGAGCUAAGAAUGAUUUCAUUAAGGAAGGUCUUGAGGAAAGAAAAGCAAGGCUUGACUCUGGAGUGGCCAUUAUUUAUGCUGGAGGUUAUUCUGAGUGGGAUGUUAGUGAAAAAAAAGAUCGCAUGACAGAUGCAUUGAACGCUACCAAGGCUGCUGUUGCUGAGGGCAUAGUUGCAGGUGGUGGAACUGCUUUGUUGAGGUGUUUGCCUGCUGUCAAAGAAAUAGAAACUGAUUGUCCUGAUGAGCAAUUAGGAAUUGAUAUUGUUGCAAAUGCAUUGAAAGUUCCUUGCUACACAAUUGCUAAAAACGCCGGUAUUGAAGGUUCUGUUGUUGUGAAUGAGGUUGUAAAGUCUGCAUUGAGGACAGCUGCAGCGAUUGCUACACUCUUUACUACAACUGAAGCAGUUAUUGCUGAUACAGGAGAGAAGAAACAAGACUACGAAGAAAUAGAAGAAGACGAUUCUCAAAAUCAGCCCCCCAUUCCUUUAUAUAGAUCUCUACCAUACAUCCCUUUACUUUCGGAUAGAAUUCAAAAAUCUUUACGUUCCUCUAUUCCCAACCUGCGAGUUGCUUUUAAAAACUAUAACAAACUUGCCAAUAUUUACUCCAACCUAAAAGACCCCAUCCCUCCGCAACACCGCUCUAAUAUCGUAUACCGCAUUCCUUGCUCUACCACCAAUUGUAACUCCGCCUAUAUUGGAGAAACCAAAAACCAACUUAAAGACCGCAUCAAACAACACAAAUACUCAAUUACUUCUAAGAACUCUACUGCUUCUAAACUCUCUGAACACGCCUUAACCUCAAACCACACAUUUGACUUUGACAAUACCUCCAUUCUUGCCACAGUACCUAACCACGACAAAAGACUACUUACGGAAAGUGUUUUCAUUCAAUUAGACUACAAACCACUUAACUUAAAAACCGACAAGCAAAAUCUAUCACUCGCCUACUCCCAAAUCAUCAACAUUUUAAAAAAGUCUCGAUCAUAA
Nezara viridula (southern green stink bug) is the source of this 2337-nucleotide messenger RNA. The record is from the annotation of a GenBank genome assembly. NCBI's taxonomy places the organism in Eukaryota, Metazoa, Arthropoda, Insecta, Hemiptera, Pentatomidae.